Molecule: messenger RNA, 2703 nt
Organism: Ichthyophthirius multifiliis
Lineage: Eukaryota; Ciliophora; Oligohymenophorea; Hymenostomatida
Exons: 6
Biological process (GO): rRNA acetylation involved in maturation of SSU-rRNA
Cellular component (GO): nucleolus; 90S preribosome
Molecular function (GO): ATP binding; 18S rRNA cytidine N-acetyltransferase activity; tRNA binding
Source: RefSeq, a predicted model, not a curated record
AUGAGAAAAAAAGUAGACGGUAGAAUAUAAACAUUAAUCGAAAAUUGCAUAAAAUUACGCCAAAGAGGAUUUUUCAUUAUAGUAGGUGACAAAGGAAGAGAGCAAGCAGUAAAUAUUCAUUAUUUAUUAAAUAAAAUGAACUUCAAAAACAAGCCUCAAGUAUUGUGGUGUUAUAAAAAAGAACUCGGUUUUUCGACUCACAGAUAAAAGCGUGCCAAAGAAAUAAAAAAAUUACAAAAAAAGGGUUUAUAUGAUCCUAAUGUAGAUGAUCCAUUUUAAUUAUUUAUAACUUCAAAUAAAAUAAGAUAUUGUUAUUAUAAAGAGACACAUAAAGUACUCGGAUAGACUUUUUAAUUAUUAGUUUUAUAAGAUUUCGAGGCUAUAACCCCUAAUAUGCUUUGUAGAACAAUCGAAACAGUUGAAGGAGGUGGUUUCGUGAUUCUUUUAUUAAAAACAAUGUCUUCUUUAAGGUAACUAUAUACUCUUAGUAUGGAUGUACAUUAGAGAUUUAGAUCAGAUUAAUUUUAGAAUAUAUAGCCUAGAUUUAAUGAAAGAUUUAUUUUGAGUCUUUCUUAAUGCGAAAAUACUAUUAUAAUGGAUGAUGAGUUAAACAUUUUACCAAUAUCUAAAUCUAUAAAUAAUAUUGUAAGUAUAAGCAAUGACUGUUUAGAUCUAAAAAUGGUAGAAGAAUUAUAAAAAUUAAAAGAUUCUUUGAAAGAUACAUGUCCUAUAGUUGGAGCUUUAAUUUAAAUUGCAAAAACAUUAGAUUAAGCAAAAUGUAUACUUAGUUUUAUUAAUGCUAUUAGUGAAAAUAAAUAAUAAAAAUAAACAAUUUCAUUAACUGCUGGAAGAGGAAGGGGAAAAUCAGCUGCUAUAGGUAUUUCAAUAGCUUCUGGAAUUGCUUAGGGUCUUUCAAAUAUUUUUGUUUGUGCACCUUCUCCAGAAAAUCUAAAAACUCUUUUUGAAUUUAUUGUAUUAGGAUUAGAGUAGAUUGGAUUUAAAGAAAAUAUGCAUUAUGAUAUUAUUUCAUCAACUAAUCAAGAGUAUAAUAAUGCUGUAAUACGUAUUAACGUUUUUAAAACACAUAAAUAGGUUAUUUAAUAUGUUAAACCUAUUGAUGGCUUAUCGGUUGGGACUGCUGAUUUAGUUAUAAUCGAUGAAGCAGCGGCUAUUCCUUUAUUUUACUUAAAUUAAUUUUUAAAUAAUCCGUUAGUUUUUUUAAGUUCUACUAUUAACGGAUAUGAAGGAACUGGUCGUUCAUUAUCUUAAGAAUUAAUAAAAAAAUUAAAAACAUAAACUAUAACGAAUUCUAAAAAUUAAAGAAUACUAAAAUAAAUUACACUUUAGGAUCCUAUUAGAUAUUCGCCUAAUGAUCCAAUAGAAAAAUGGUUAAAUGGAUUGUUAUGUUUAGAGGCUACUGAUGCUGUUAGUUUAAAAGAAAAACUUCCUCCUUCAGAAGAUUGUGAGUUAUUUUUGGUAAAUAGAGAUACUUUAUUUAGUUAUAAAUAAUCGACUGAAACAUAUUUAUUUAAUUUGAUGAGUUUGUUUAUUUCUUCUUAUUAUAAAAAUUCUCCAAAUGAUUUACAAGAAAUCAGUGAUUCUCCAUCUAAUUCAGUUUUCGUUUUGAUGUAGAAAAUAGAUGAUAAAAAUCCUAAAAAAGGUCUUCCGGAUAUUCUUUGUGCUAUUUAAGUUUGUAUAGAAGGUAAAAUUUCCAAAGAAGCUGUCUAAAUUAGUUAAUAAUAGUCUGAAAAUUCAGAAUUUAAAACUUAUACUGACAUAAUUCCAUAUACAAUAACAGAAGAAUACCAAGAUAACGAUUUCGGAAAACUUUCUGGAAUUCGAAUUAUUAAAAUUGCUACACAUCCAGAUGCAUAAAGAAAGGGAUAUGGGUCUAAAGCACUGUCUUUAUUAUAAAGUUUUUUAUAAGGACAACUUUUGACUAAAAAAGACGACUUGAAAAGUUAUUUUGAUAAUUAUGAUAAUGAAUAAAAUUAUAGUAAAAAACCUUUACUAAGAAAAUUAAAUAAUAUAGAACCACCUAAUGUACAUUAUUUAGGUCUUUAAUUUGGAUUGAAUUAAAAUUUAUUUAAAUUUUGGCAAAAAAAUAAAUUUGUUAGUCUUUAUUUAAGAUAAAAAAAAAAUGAAUUAAAUUUAGAACAUAGUUGUAUUAUGAUUAAAAAUUUAGAUUGUAUUUAUUAAAAUAAUGAAGAGUAAUUUAACAAUAAUUGGCUUAAAUUUUUUAAAGAUGAUUUUAAUAAAAGGUUAGUUUAGUUACUUUCUUAUGAAUUUAAAGAAUUGAAUGUAUAAUUGUGUAUAGGAAUUAUUGAUCCUAUAAAGGAAAACUAAUAAAUUUAAAAAUAUGAUUUAAAAGUAAUAAACAUAAAAAAUAUAUAUAUUAUUUAUAAAUAAAAAAGAAUUAUUUAAACUUUUUCAUUAAUCAAUAUGAUUUAAAAAGACUUGAUUAUUAUUGCAAAAACUAACUUUAAUUUAUCCAAAUACAAGAGUUAUUACCUGAAAUAAGCAAAUUAAUAUUUACUAAUAAACUUGGAAAUAUUAAACUUAGUGUUUUAUUUUAUACUGUUCUUUUAGGUCUGGGACUUUAGCUUAAAUAGCCUUAAUAAGUAGCAGAAGAAUUAGAUAUUAGUACUUAAUAAGUUUUAGAUGUUUUUUAUAAAGGGAUUUAGUAAGUUUUUAUUGUUUUGA